AUGCAAGACGAGAUAGACACGCAGAGCGAAGAAGAGUUCUCUUCCAAGAUGCUGCUGACCCCUAAGCUAAGUGCGCCCUCAGAUGAAGAGUAUCUCAAGGCAAUUGUUUUGUCUCGGCUCAUAAAACAUAUUUUCUGCGCGUCUGGGCUAAGCAAAAUAAAACUUCCCAAGGAGGCACAGAGCCCCUUUAAAGAUCACAUCCACGUUAAGAAUGUGAAGAUUAUGACAAAGUCCAAGGAGCGAAUAGGCGCGUGGGUUGUGUACAAUAAAGAGAAAGACGUGGCGGGGUGGAGCCUGGUGCUGCAUGGGAACUCCACAAACAGAAACACGUUUUCGCAGCUGUACGAGGUCGAAAACCUGCUGAACGAGGGCAUUGGCGCUCUGAUCAUAGACUAUCGAGGGUUUGGCGACUCUGAGGGGCUUCCCAGCCGAAGUGCUUUCAUUGAGGACGUGUCCGCUGGCGUGAACUACUUCCGGAAGAAAAACAUUAUGUCCAUAUCGAUAAUCUCGUACUCUUUGGGAACUGCCAUAGCGCUUGAGUACCUGAUGAGGUACACGGGCAAAAAGAUGCCUGUUAACAUAGAAAAGCUUGUUCUUGUCAGCCCGUUCAGCUCCACCAUCUCCUUGCUGAGGGAGUACAAGCUGUGGAAUUUUAUCGAGAUGGUUCUCCCAAACAGCUCCACGUAUGCCAUGCACGGGCUGGGAUACAACUCUCUCCAAAACAUACAGAAAGUGCGCAUGCGCAUUCUUAUCAUACACGGAGCAGCAGACUGGCUCAUACCGUGCACGCAUGGGGAAAUUCUGGCCAAAAACAGCAAUGCCACUUUUCUGAAGCUGGAAAACGAGACCCACAGCACCGUGUUUAAAAAUCCGCUGACGUGGAGGACAAUAGCAAAAUUUGUUGAAAACCCCCCCAGCAGCGAGACACCCUCUGCAUAG
This is a messenger RNA of Nematocida major, 939 nucleotides long. RefSeq lists its product as uncharacterized. The transcript has a single exon. The coding region runs from base 1 to 939 and encodes 312 amino acids. NCBI's taxonomy places the organism in Eukaryota, Fungi, Microsporidia. The record is from RefSeq and is a predicted model, not a curated record.